This is a messenger RNA of Mya arenaria, 1143 nucleotides long. RefSeq lists its product as uncharacterized. Lineage: Eukaryota; Metazoa; Mollusca; Bivalvia; Myida; Myidae. The record is from RefSeq and is a predicted model, not a curated record. The transcript is spliced from 5 exons. The coding region runs from base 178 to 849 and encodes 223 amino acids.
CAAUGCAGUUCGGAACAUCUGCCCAUGCGUAAAAGUGCAUUAUACUAAACAGAAGCCAUUAUUUUACACAUGAGUAAAAUAAAUGCGCUAACCACAGGAAUUAUAAUGAAAGCCGGAUAUACAUGUGCGCUCAUCCUUUCGUUAUAAUAACGCAUAUAAUAAGUAUUAGAGUUUGUUAUGUGGACGUAUACGCUCACAGUCGUAGGGCUUUUAAGGGUCGGGUUUUGCCAAAGUUUGGAGCCGAGCCCGUGUACGUUGCAUGAGACAAAUUUAAAGAUAGUUGAACGACUAGCUGUCCUUGAAACGAAGGUGUCUAGACAACAAGAUAUAAUCAAUGAUUUGGUUAACAUUGUUGUAAGGCAAUGGGGAUCUUGGUCGGAGUGGGGCGCAUGCGCAUUCAAGUGUAGUGGAAGUGACGUAGAUAAUGGACGCACCCAAACCAGAACGAGGCUUUUAGUGGAAGACAAUAUCGUCUUGCAAAAUGAAACCGAGCGACGGCCGUGUAACGCUGUUUUAUAUAUAGGUUGUGAGACGUCGACUGGUCCGGACGACCAGUACGGUAUUGCUUAUGACUACCGUGACCAGAUGGCUCAGGCGACAUGCACCGCGCUAUUGGACACCACCAGUGCGCAUGUGUAUGCCGUCAGACGCACCUGCUCCAACUUGACCGUGCCGUGUGCAGAAGUCUGUUCAAGUCUAAGCUUGACUUGUUUUAACUCUCUACAUGUGUACACUCCCCAAACUUCGCUACCAUGGGGCGUUACUGGACAGCAAAGUGCCCAUACUUAUCGGUACAACGGCUGCGAAGGAUCCUUCUGUGGACCGAACUUCUGCUGCUGCCGCUCGUAACUGAAUAGGACUGCAUCAAUUUUAUACAGUUUUUUACUUAUUAUCGUCCAUAUCAUGAUCAGCAUAUUUGACAACUAAUUAAUUAUUAAUUAUUUGUAAAACCUGCUUAAUUAUAUAAUUAUUGUAUGUACGAUACUUGUUGACAUGAGUUAUUUUGACUAAUCAAUGUAUUUCUCAUAAUCUUUAAGAUUUAACUUACUGUGUUCGCGUUUAUUUUACAACGCCUUUUACAUCAUCACGGGCAUCCGCCUUGUUAUGUUAUGGCUCAUAAUGCGAAUACAGAAUCUUACCCUU